AUGGCUGAUAUCACUGAUAAGACGGUCCAGCAAUUGGAAAAAUUGAACAUCCAGGAUGAUCAACAAACUGCUCCAAGUGCCUCUGAGUCCGAGACUUCCAAGGUUGAAACCUCUUCAGCAUCUUUGUAUGUUGGUGAGCUAGAUCCAUCAGUCUCCGAAGCUCUAUUGUAUGAUAUCUUCUCUCCAAUCGGUUCUGUUUCUUCCAUUCGUGUGUGCCGUGAUGCCAUCACCAAGACUUCCUUGGGUUACGCUUAUGUGAACUUCAAUGAUCACGAAGCUGGUAAGGCUGCGAUUGAAAAAUUAAACUACGCUCCAAUCAAAGGUGUUCCAUGUCGUAUUAUGUGGUCGCAGCGUGACCCAUCGAUGAGAAAGAAGGGCUCUGGUAACAUUUUCAUCAAGAACUUGCAUCCAGAUAUCGACAACAAGGCUCUUCACGACACUUUCUCUGUGUUUGGUAACAUCUUAUCAUGCAAGAUUGCCACUGACGAGGCCGGCAACUCCAAGGGCUUUGGUUUUGUCCACUUUGAGGACGAGGAGGCUGCAAAGGAGGCCAUUGACGCUAUCAACGGUAUGUUGUUGAACGGCCAAGAGGUUUACGUCGCUCAACAUGUCUCUAGAAAAGACCGUCAAUCCAAGAUGGAGGAGGCAAAGGCCAACUUCACCAACGUUUACGUUAAGAACAUUAACCCUGAGACAACCAUGGAGGAAUUCGAAGAGUUUUUCUCCAAGGUUGGUCCAAUCACUUCCGCUCAUUUGGAGAAGGAUAACGAGGGUAAAUUGAGAGGUUUUGGGUUUGUCAACUACGAGAGCCAUGCGGAUGCCGCAAAGGCAGUCGAGGAAUUGAACGAAACUGAGUUCAAGGGUUACACUCUACAUGUCGGACGUGCUCAAAAGAAGCAUGAACGUUUGCAGGAGUUGAAGAAGCAGUACGAAGCCUUCAGAAUGGAGAAAUUGGAAAAGUACCAAGGCGUCAACUUGUUUGUUAAGAACUUGGACGACAGCAUCGACGACCAAAAGUUGGAAGAAGAAUUUGCUCCAUACGGUACUAUCACCUCCGCUAAGGUUAUGAGAACCGACAACGGUAAGUCCAAGGGAUUUGGUUUCGUUUGUUUCUCAACUCCAGAGGAAGCCACUAAGGCAAUCACCGAAAAAAACCAGCAAAUUGUCGCUGGCAAACCAUUGUACGUGGCCAUCGCUCAGAGAAAGGAUGUUAGACGCUCUCAAUUGGCCCAACAAAUUCAGGCCAGAAACCAGAUGAGAUACCAACAGGUCACCGCAGCUGCAGCUGCGGCAGCCGCUGGUAUGCGUGGCCAAUUCAUGCCACCUAUGUUCUACGGUGUUAUGCCUCCAAGAGGUAUGCCAUUCAACGCUCCUAACCCACAGCAAAUGGCCGCUAUGGGCGGUAUGCCAAAGAACGGUGUCCCACCUCAACAAUUCAGAAACGGUCCAGUCUACGGCGUUCCUCCACAAGGUGCCCCACAACAAGGUAACUUCAUGAGAAACGGUGCUGGUGCCAACCAGUUCUACCAGCAAAAGCAAAGACAAGUCCUGGGUGAACAACUAUACAAGAAAGUCUUUGCGAAGACUUCCGAUGAGGAAGCUGCCGGUAAGAUCACUGGUAUGAUCCUUGACUUGCCAUCUCAAGAAGUUGUUCCAUUGUUGGAGAGCGACGAAUUGUUCGAUCAACAUUUCAAAGAAGCUUUUGCUGCUUACGAAUCCUUCAAGCAAGAGCAAGAACAACAACAGCAACAACAACAACAACAACAAAACUAA
Torulaspora globosa is the source of this 1773-nucleotide messenger RNA. It is a transcript of the gene PAB1, whose product is annotated as polyadenylate-binding protein. The coding region runs from base 1 to 1773 and encodes 590 amino acids. Gene Ontology annotation, cellular component: ribonucleoprotein complex. The transcript has a single exon. Lineage: Eukaryota; Fungi; Ascomycota; Saccharomycetes; Saccharomycetales; Saccharomycetaceae. The record is from RefSeq and is a predicted model, not a curated record. Gene Ontology annotation, molecular function: RNA binding.